AUGGAUUUUGGUACUAAAAAAGAUCAAGAUAAUAUCAGUCGUUUCGACAUUAAUGCAAAAGAUAAAUAUGGGAAAACACCUCUUCAUUAUGCUGCUUUGGCUGAUUGCAAAGAAGUGAUAGAGGAUCUUAUUUUUCAUGGUGCCAAUAUUAAUUCUAAAAACAAUUUUGGAGAAACUCCUCUUCAUUAUGCGGCUUCUUCUAAUAAUAAAGAAAUUAUAGGGCUUCUUAUUUUACAUGGCGCCAAUAUUUAUGAAAAAGAUAAUAAUGGACUUACUGCUCUUCAUAUAACAGCUGAAUAUAAUUCUAAGGAAGUAACCGAAAUUCUUAUUUUACAUGGAUCUAAUAUUAAUGAAACAGAUAAAAAUGGGCGCACUGCUCUUCAUCAUGCGGCUGGCAAAAAUUCUAGAGAUGUUGUCGAAGUUCUUAUUUUACAUGGCUCGAAUGUUGAUGCAAAAGAUAAUAUUGAAAGAAGCCCUCUUCAUUAUGCAGCUGCAGCGAAAGGUAGAGAAGCAUCUGAAAUUCUUAUUUUAAAUAAUGCGGAUGUAAAUGCAAAAGAUAAAGACAACAUUUCAGUUCUUCAUAUUGCGGCUGCCUUAAAUAGUCAAGAAAUAGCAAGUUUUCUUAUUUUACAUGGUGCUGAUGUGAAAGCAGAAGAUAAAAAUGGAUAUUGCCCUCUUUCAUAUGCAGCUGCAGCAAAAAGUAAAGAAAUAGCAAAUCUUAUUAUUUCGCACGCAUAUGGACCUAACUCGCGUGUUUGGUAUAAAUAA
Messenger RNA from Trichomonas vaginalis G3, 768 nucleotides. Its product is annotated as myotrophin family. Gene Ontology annotation, molecular function: protein binding. NCBI's taxonomy places the organism in Eukaryota, Parabasalia, Trichomonadida, Trichomonadidae. The record is from RefSeq and is a predicted model, not a curated record. Gene Ontology annotation, cellular component: cytoplasm; nucleus. Bases 1 to 768 code for a protein of 255 amino acids. The transcript has a single exon.